AUGAAUAAAGCUUAAGUUUUAAAAUCUCUAGUGUUAAGACAACCAAAAGAAAAUUUGAAAAGAUUGCAUCCAGUAGCAUAAGAAAAGAGAGAGUAAUACUCUUAAACACCAGAACCACUUCAAUAUAAAACAAGAGAAGAGUCUCCAUUCAGAGUAUUGAGAUCUUAAAAUGGAAAUCUUCCGGUAUACAGAAAGUUUUUCGUGAGAAGUGAAAUACCAAGAACAGUAAUAAGACACAUUGAAGGAGAUGUUAAUGAAUUUAUUAAGGAAUUAAGAAAAGUAUGUUCAAAUGCAGAUGUAAUUGAGAAGGUAUAAGAUUGAAACAUAUGAUUAGGUUGGAAGAGUUGAAGUAAAUGGGAGUCAUACAAUAAGUGUAAGAAAAUGGUUGACAUAAUUAGGAUUCUGAGAAUAACAUAUAUAUAUAUAUAAGAGAC
This is a messenger RNA of Paramecium octaurelia, 434 nucleotides long. The record is from the annotation of a GenBank genome assembly. NCBI's taxonomy places the organism in Eukaryota, Ciliophora, Oligohymenophorea, Peniculida, Parameciidae.